UUCAACCCCGUCAUAACCAUCUCAAGCAAACACCAUCCAACAUUCCUACGAGACCUCAUACAAUUCUCAAUUACGAGAAAUGCAGAUAUGGCGGCGUUCCUUCGCGACGUCUAUUGCAAGACUGAAUAAUCAACCACCAACCAGAAGUGCUGGUCCCGCACUUCUACGAUGCGCGCAGAUCCUCCAAGAAAGUAAGAAGAGCGGUGCCUGCGCUCUUGAAGAGCAGGAGAUCAAGGUACAAGGCUUCAUUCGAUCAGUACGAAAGCAAAAGCGCUUUGCUUUUGCGGAGAUCUCAGACGGGUCGACAAUUGAACCAUUGCAGGCUAUUCUGAAGCCUGCACAGGCGGCUGAUCUAUCUACUGGAACAGCUGUUGAAAUCUCUGGUCUAUGGAAAGCUUGUCCUCCGGGUAAGGAACAAAGCCAUGAGCUUCAGACGACCGACGUAAACGUCGUGGGCGCAGCAGAUGCAGAGACAUAUCCUAUCCAAAAAAAGUAUCACAGCCCCGAUUUCCUUCGUCAGAUCCCACACCUCCGUGUACGAACGCCAUUCAAUUCUCUCCUCUCGCGGUUUCGAUCAGAGUGCUUGUAUCAGUUGGGAAAUGUCUUUCGCAGUCAUCCAAGCGGUGGGUUUACGCAAGUACAGCCACCGUUGAUCACCUCAUCGGACUGUGAGGGUGCUGGUGAAACAUUCACAGUCAUACCGCGUGAGGCAUCCGGGUCGAAUGUUGAGGAGGAUCACUUCUUUCGAGCACCGAAAUACCUGACUGUGUCGUCGCAACUCCAUCUCGAAGCGUAUGCGGCCGAGCUUGGCAGUGUAUGGACGUUAUCGCCGAUGUUUCGAGCCGAAAAAAGCGACACGCCGCGUCAUCUGAGUGAAUUCUACAUGUUGGAGGCUGAGAUGAACUUUAUGCAUGACCUCGACACGCUUACUGACUCGGUUGAGCAUAUUCUCCGUGACCUGACUCGCCGGUUAUACGAUUCGCCUGUUGGCCAAGAGAUAUUAUCCGCGAAACGAUCGGGCGAGGCCGGACAGGAGGGUACAGAGGAAUCUUAUUCGGUGCUUCGACAAAGAUGGCACGACUUGAUGAACGGGCCUAGGUGGCAACGCAUGACGUAUAAGCAGGCCAUGGAGAGCCUCGAAGACGCAAUCUCCAAGGGCAGUGCAUCGUUCGAGCAUGCCCCCACUUGGGAAGGUGGGCUGCAGCUCGAACAUGAAAGAUACAUUGUCGACGUCCUGUGCAACGGUCGUCCGGUGUUUGUAACAGACUACCCCAAGGAGAUUAAGCCAUUCUACAUGCUGCCCUCCGAGGCAGUGGAAGGGGAGCCAUCAUCUACAGGCAAAACAGUUGCCUGUUUCGAUCUGCUGCUACCUGAGGUUGCUGAGGUCGCAGGAGGGUCUCUCCGUGAACACCGACUGCCCAAUAUCAUCCAGAACAUGCGUGAUCACGGGCUAGUCAAGCCACGCACGCAACCUGAAUCUCCCCCGGAGUCCUCCUCGGCCAGUGAGAGUCCCGAGGCCGAGGAACCACUGUAUCCUUAUCUCCAAGCCAACGAAGAUCUCGGUCACCUGCAGUGGUAUGCUGACCUCCGACGCUGGGGAACAGCCCCCCACGGCGGCUUUGGACUUGGAUUUGACAGAUUCCUGGGCUACCUGGCCGGCGUAUCGAGUGUCCGGGACGUGGUAUCAUUUCCCCGAUACUUUGGCAGAGCAGACUGCUAGGAGCAUCAUUCCGGGCAAGCUACCCGUUUAUCUAGAUGUAUAAUAAUGUAUUACUACGAGAUAUCCAUGCAAAUAGACCUCUCAACCAUCCAUUCACAGGAUAUAGUUUAGACGAGUAACGU
Molecule: messenger RNA, 1842 nt
Organism: Aspergillus wentii DTO 134E9
Lineage: Eukaryota; Fungi; Ascomycota; Eurotiomycetes; Eurotiales; Aspergillaceae
Product: asparagine--tRNA ligase SLM5
Exons: 3
Coding region: 80-1720 (546 amino acids)
Biological process (GO): asparaginyl-tRNA aminoacylation
Cellular component (GO): mitochondrion
Molecular function (GO): ATP binding; asparagine-tRNA ligase activity
Source: RefSeq, a predicted model, not a curated record